This is a messenger RNA of Porites lobata, 4105 nucleotides long. The record is from the annotation of a GenBank genome assembly. NCBI's taxonomy places the organism in Eukaryota, Metazoa, Cnidaria, Anthozoa, Scleractinia, Poritidae.
CCCGCUCCCAGCCUCAUCUCGAAGUCGAAGCCCUACAAAAUGGCGGAAGUCGAGAGGUCGUGGACGGACGAGCAACUGCACAGCGAAGCCGUUUCUAAGAAGGAUAUUAUAAAGUUUUUGCAUGAGCAUGCAUCAUUUGAGGUAUUGAUAGAAAAAAAUUCACGUCUUUUUGUAGUUGAUGAUUGCGUUUUUGUAGUUUUUCACACAACGUGCAGUGGCUCACAGGCCCCAUUCAACAAACAAUGAAAAGUUCUGUCUUCUGUAGGUGGAAACAAAACAGUGUUUUAAUUAACGAUCGAACCAACAGGCUUGAUUUAAACCAUCUUUGUUCCUUUUGACAUGAAUAUCUGCUAAUAUCUAGCGGUUUUUUGUGGAAAUUAUUGUUGUUUUCGUGUUUCUUUUUUUGUCAUUUUGGCAUUUUGCGCGUGGCGGUGUGUGUGACCCACCCCCAGCCCACCCAUUUCGCUUGUUGAUGUUGCAUCUUUUUACACUUUUGCCUCCUCCGCCGAUAGUUAUGUAGUUAUUUUCAAUUUUAUAUUUUUAGUUUCUCAAAGAGCACAAGUUGAAUGGGAAACUGAACAACAUUGCAAAGACCAGUAAAAAAGAUCAUCUAAUUGAAAGCUACAAACACCUGUUUGAAGUCAAGGUUAGUUAUCACACUGAAUAGGUAGUUACAGGAUAUGUUGGAUAAAUUGCAGAAUUUAUCUGCAACUACAGGAGUGAACCUCCGAAACACCCACUGCAGGGUCCAUGAUCUCUGUUUUCUUUUUGUUGUCGUAACCCUUUAAACCCCUAAGAUCAAAAUUUGAAUUCUCAUUUGUUGUCCCUAUUCAUUUCCAACAGAAGUAGUGGGGAGAAGUUGAUAAAAUAUCAAGCAAAUUCAUCUUGUGUGAUCAUGUCCUUAAUUCUCAUGACCACUGUGUUAUACAAAGCAUUGAUAUUACAAGGAGAAAUUGGAUGCUGAUCACUCUUAGGGCUUAAAGGGUUAAGUACACAAGAAACUACUCCACAUGGGUUAUUAUAAUAAGUUAUUUACAUUGGCAGAUCCAGGAUACACUUCAGUAUUGCUGUCAGACCACAGGAUUUUUUUUAGUGUUAACUAGAUGCUCUAAAGCACUUGUCUAAUCAUAGCAUGCACAGUAACAGAGAGACAAUAACAAACAAGAGAGACUUCAAUAUUAUUGUUCUAGGCAUUUCGUACUGAGAAUGAAGCUGCCCUUGAAGAUGAACUGAAAGAGGCAGCAGAACAGGCAGCAGCUAUGCGCAUCACUGAAAAGAAGAAAGAAAGAAAGAGUUCAGAAUCAAAGGACCACAAAAAGGAGGUAUGUUCGUAAAUAGAAGUUCAGAACUAAACUGGCCUAACCUCCAAAGAACAAGAUGUAUAACAAUAAUUAAACAUCAGAGACAGCUGCAGUGCUAGUUAUGAUCAGGAUAGAAGAAAGAAAAAACCUCUAUUAAUCCAGUCACUACAUGAACUGGAAUUUCCUGAUGAGUAAAAAGAGAGGAACAAAGGGGAACAAUGGCCAAAGAAAAAGAAUAUAUAUCUGUGAGAUACGGAAUGGAUAUUUUCACUGUUGUGAAUAUUGUAUCAUUAAUUAUAAAACAUGUAUGUUUACUUCAAAUCCACCACCCAUCAAAGGCUAUAUAAUGAUUACCGAAUGGCUAAUGGCUAGAAGAAAAUACUCACCAUCAUGUUUAUAAGCCCAGACCUUUUAAAGUUUGUUCUGGAAUUUAAUAUCCUCAGGAGCCAAAGUUCACCAAGAAAAUCUUAAAACAUGGUGAUAAGACAACGUAUCCAUCCAAAGGUGACAGAGUGUCAUGUUUCUACGCUGGCAAACUGGAAAAUGGAGUUGUAUUUGACAGCAAUAUGCCUGGAACAAGUAUGUGAGUUUGAGUAGCUUAACCCCAUUUUAGGGCUGCCAUUAAGGGCUGGGGGCUGGGAAUUUUCCCCAGCUAUUAUGAACGUAAUCCCCGCCUGCUUUUGUAGAAAAAUAGAAGAAAACUAGAACCAAACAAAAUCCGUAGUUGUUGGAUUCCCUGUCUACUUGAUCAUUAGCCCACACCUUAAAAUUUUUAAUGACAGGCCUGCCAAUUUGCUUCUGGGAAUUUUCCUGAAAAUCUUGUUUUGAAGCUAAUAAUCCAUUUUCUGGUCACUGUCUGGCUAUCAAAAGCUAAAACUGCCACAAAGCUGUUCACAGGUCGCACACUUUGCUGCUCUCUGAUCCAGAUGCAAAAGAUUAACAUGCAAAGUCCAGGCAUGUACAGAAAGCAAAAUUUCAGGACAGUGUUUGGAUAAUUAAAAGUGACAGAGCAGUCUUGAAUUUUUCUUUUCGCUUUCUCACCUCCCCUCUCCUUUUGCUUUUCUUGCCUCCUUUUUACUCAUUUGCUGGGCAUUUAGUAAUUAUCUUCAUUUUGGUGGGAGCAGUUUUUGCUAAAGCUUUUAGGAUGUUAGGAUUAGAUGAAAGGAAAGUAUAAAAUAUAAGGUGGGUAGUGGAUGACAGGAUUUUCAUGGGAAUUUGCAGGUCAACGUUACAUGGUUUUUUUCCCCUUUUUGUUGGUUCUCCUUGACUGAAUGCUGCUCAAUCUGGUAUGGUUUGAAAGAUCUCUUCACCCCGCUAAAAUUAGCUGAUAAAGCUGUCCUUGACCUUUAAAAACUGAUGACAUCACAAGUACGUAGUACAGGGGACAUGGAUCUGCACGGGCGGUUACAGGUGGUUCAGGGACAAAUGGAUUAAUCAGGUCCAGUGGCCUGUGGGUGUAGCCAGCAGCUCACAGGCUAUGCGGGUGGGUUUCAUUUCAUUAACAGGAGGUUUAAUCAUUGAAUACUCUUGGGGGAAAUAUUGUUAUUAUUUUAAAUUUUUUUCACCACUAUUUAUAAAGUUCAAAUGUUUCAUCUUUGGUUUAAUUGUCUUGUCUUUUCCCGUUGUUGUUAUUCAGCUGCAGUUGGAAAAAAGAAAAGCAAAGAUGAAGGAAAACCAUUCAUUUUUCCAGUGGGAAAAGGACUCGUUAUCAGAGGGGUGAGUUGAAAAGUAUUGCUCAUCCUGUAAGAUUCAACUUUUAGCAAUAUUUCUUGUGUCCGGUGUAUAACACUUGAAUGAGAAGAGGUGGUGGAGGAAACUUUUUAUUCUUCAAUUAUGUUGUCACAUGCAUGAUGUGCUGCCUUCUUUUGGAAGAACCUGUCCUGCUGGCUGACAUGCUGGGAAAUCUGCUCAGCUUCAUCUCAGAAAAAGGGUGGAAAUAUCAGAAAAAUAAAGAUACAUCUUACUGCCAAGUUGCUGUAUAAUGAACAUCAUGUGACGUGUUUGAAUACACAAUGAUUAAUAUUAAUAAAAGUUAAUCCUGAAAAUCAUGCAAGACAAAGGAAUAUAAAACAAGUAAUAAUUUAUUUCAACAUAUAAUUAAGCCUCAGGAAGCUCAGUACACACAGCACCAAUGCUUGUGCGGUGGGGCUACCCAUAAGUAUGCUCCAAUCCAGGGGGGGUGCUUUAGGAAUUUUUGGGUGGGGAUGUGCCGCUGAGACCCUGGAACCGUUAGCCUAUACCAGAGCUAGUUCAAGUGAAUUUUGCUACCCUAUACUAGACUAAACUCCCCAAAUCCCCUCUAUCCUAGAGCAGCUCUUUUCCAGAAACUACUGAGGUCACUCGCUUUUUUAUAUUUUGGAGUGGCAAUUCGCAGUUUCCCUAGUCUAGACUAAAAUCUUCAACCAAUUGAUCAGUUUCCUAGAAAAUGAUACCCUAUUCUAGACCUAAACUGUCUCAUUUAUAUACCCUAUCCCAGAGUAAACUGCUUGAAAACCAUACCCUUCACAGCGGCACAUACCUAUAAUUAUUAUAGCCCAUGUAUGGCAGAGAUCUUAAUGUAGGGAUAACCUCGUGAUCUUCCCUCAAGUGCGGUAAUGGCUACCUGUAGACAGUGUAUGUAUAUUUAAUCCUUAUAGUGGAUUGAAUUAUUGUAAUUUUAGUGGGAUGAAGCACUUAUGACAAUGACGAAAGGUGAGAAGGCAGAGCUGACCAUUGAGCCAGAAUGGGGCUAUGGUAAGAAAGGAAACAUUGAUGCUGGGUAUCCUUUGAUUAAAGCUGCAUGUACUGAAACACUGAUUGCCAAG